Molecule: messenger RNA, 1691 nt
Organism: Cucumis melo (muskmelon)
Lineage: Eukaryota; Viridiplantae; Streptophyta; Magnoliopsida; Cucurbitales; Cucurbitaceae
Product: ethylene-responsive transcription factor CRF2-like
Exons: 1
Coding region: 557-1513 (318 amino acids)
Biological process (GO): regulation of DNA-templated transcription
Molecular function (GO): DNA binding; DNA-binding transcription factor activity
Source: RefSeq, a predicted model, not a curated record
UCAUCUCUUUUGCCUUCCUUCAACCUCUGUUGUCCGCCAUUGUUUCUUCUUCUUCUUCUUCUUCUUCCUAGUCGGUCAUUUCUUUAGAGAAACAAUCAUUUUCUUUGGGUGGGUUUUAACUUUGGGGUUUUUCAAGAAAGGAAAAAAGAAAAAAAAAAAAAAAAACUUUGGCCCUCUCUUUCUCUAGCCUCCUUUUGAUUUUUGCUGGUUUCUUUCUGGGUUUUCCCUUUUUUUUUUUUUUUUUUCCUGUGUUUGUGAUUUUUUUUUCUCGUUUUGGGUGUUUGUGUAGCUUCAAUCUCACGCUCGCACACUUGCUUCUUCUUCCUUUUCCUUUUCCUUUUCGUGUGUAACUUUGCUGAAAAAUUUCUCGUCCUUUAAUGGCUUUUUAAAGGGGGGUUUUAAAAAUACCAUUAAUGGUGGGUUUCACUCCGUUUCAGGGCUUUCUUUAACGAGUUUUCUCUUUCAGCUUUCUUUUUCAUUGUUUAUUCCUUCUUCUAUUUGCUCCCUAUUUCAUUCGCUUUCAAUGAGAAUCUGAUUCAUUGAACUUGUAAUCAAUAUGGAUUUGAACUCUGUUUUUUCUUUCCCCAUCAAAUACACUGAGCAUCUUAACCAUGUUAAGCUCACUUCAAUGCCGGAUAUUAGGCCUCGGGUUGUACGGAUUUCCGUCACCGACGGUGACGCUACUGAUUCCUCUAGUGAUGAUGAGUCCGAAAUGUUUGGCCGUCACAGAGUCAAGAAAUUUGUUAAUGAAAUUUCGAUCGAGCCGUCUUGUUCUGGGGAAGGGAAUAGAAUCUGGGGUUUGAAUAGGUCGGCGAGAACUGGCCUGAGACGCUCCACAGGAAAAUGUGGGGUGCCGUCGAGGAAUCGGCGGUCGACGAAGGUUUCUACUGGGAAGAAGUUCCGUGGUGUGAGACAGAGGCCUUGGGGAAAAUGGGCGGCGGAAAUCAGAGACCCACUUCGCCGUGUACGCCUCUGGUUAGGAACUUACGACACUGCGGAGGAAGCUGCUAUGGUUUAUGACAACGCCGCCAUUCAACUCCGGGGACCUGAUGCACUCACUAAUUUCACAACUCAACAAACGAAAUCGUUUACCGAGAAAUGCUCUGGCUAUAACUCUGGUGAGGAAUCGAACAACAACAUUUGUUCUCCAACCUCCGUGCUCCGAUGUCCUUCUCCACCCAUCGAAGAAGCUCAAUCCCAAAUCCCCAGCGAACCGGACAACUCGUGCGUGUCGGAAAAUUUCUCAUCCGAGUUCUCCGACUUCUCGAGCUGCUCCGAUACCUUCAUUCCCGACGAUAUUUUCGCCUUCGAAACUUCGAUUCCAACCUUAUUCGACGAGAUGGGCCUCCAAAAUCAAACCAACUUCUUCAGCAACGACAGUUUCUUCAACGGCGUAUUUCACAGUCCGGUCGAAGAAAUCGGAUUCAGGUUCGAAUACCCGACUUCACCUUCCGACGACUUCUUCCAAGACUUCAGCGAUGUGUUCGGGUCGGAUCCUCUCGUCGCACUCUGAAGCCUCUCCGUCGCCGUUUCACGGCAAAGUUUUGCUCCGGCCGGUGUCGCUUUUAUUAUUGUUUUUAAUUUAAUUUUGUAAUUUUGUUUUUUUUUCUUCUUUUAUUUAACUAUUAUUAAAAAAAAUAUGAAUGAGAGAAGAUGUCCGUCACGUUAACGGCGAUGGACGAGUUUGUCUA